CCUUGCACUGCAGUUACUUAACUGUCUCAGCAAGAUGUUUGCAGCAGUGCUGUUUAUAGCAGGCAUACACACAGCAGUAGGAUUCAACAUAUUCCAGAAGCCAGAAAGCAAAUUUACAAAUGAAGAUCCACUGUUUGGUCCAAUUACUGUUCAUUCAAAGGAUGGGGUUUUUGAUCCUACUCCUACCUCUGGAGGCAUUGCAUCCAACUGGGGUGAACAUAAAGAUCAGCUUCUGCUCCAGGAACAAAAUGCCAUGAAGAGCAACAGCAACAAUAAUAAUAAAUACCAAGCUAAUCAACCUCCUUUUCAUCAAGACCCCGUAAGGAAAAAAAGAUCUCCACAAAAUGAUGCUAUUACUAAUGAAGAUGAAGGGACAGAGAUCGCUUUUGUGUUGGACGGCUCUGGUAGUAUCGAGCAGGAGGAUUUUGAAAGGGCCAAGGAAUUUAUUCAUAAUGUGAUGAGAAAUGUUUGGACAACAUGUCUCAGUUGCAAGUUCGCAGUUGUGCAAUAUGGGAGAGACAUAAGGACAGAACUCUCUCUGAAUGAAAAUGAUGAACGUCUUAAAGCUUUGCACAAAGUGAAAAACAUAAAACAGAUCCAUGCAAUCACCAAGACUGCUUCAGCUCUCUACUAUGUUCUCACAGACAUUUUUGUUCCUCAAAGUGGAUCCAAAGAGAACAACAAAAAAAUUAUAAUUUUACUGUCUGAUGGACAAAUGGCAGGAGAUAAUAGAACCCUCACAGAGGUUUUAAACAUGCCACAGAUGAAGGGGAUUGUUCGCUAUGCAAUAGGGCUGGGGCCAGAGGUUUUAAAUAAACAACGAGCUAUUCUAGAGAUGACAGAGAUAGCUGGUGGUGAAGAGAGAUUCUUAAAGGUGUCUAAUUAUGGCUUAUUGAAAAAUAUUCUCUCUUCUUUGGAAGAAAGCAUACUCAGGACUGCAGAAAGAAGAAUAAGGGAUUUAUGCAAUUCCUAGGACUUUCAGAUGUCUGAUGCUCAGCAAGAUGGAUUUCCGGUUCCUGCCUUCUUUGGUUUUGAUUCUGAAUUUAUGAUAUUGCACCUUUAGAAAGCGUAAUAGUUAACAAAAUCUUUAUAAAGCUUAAUUAUAAACAGCAUUUAUAUAAAGCCUAAUUUUUAAAAUUGUAAUCAGUUUGAUUGUCAAAAUUCUAUUCACUAAUCCAAUGAUACAUGUUUAACCCCAAUUGCAAAAAAGUUGGAAACAUGUAAACUAUAAAUAAAAAAAAAGAAUGCAGUGAUUUGCAAAUCUCAUAAAAAAAAAAAAAAAAGCUUCGGGUCUCAGGUGGCACUGCAUUAAAAACAGGCCAGAUUGUGUAAUGGAAUUUACUACACUGGCACAGAAAUACAUACAGAAAAGAUUUGAUUCAUUGCUUAUACAAAUGCAGAUUAAAUCUCUACCAUGCAAAUAAGAAGCCACAUGUGAACAUGAUCCAGAAACCAGAAAAAGAUGAAUCGGAAUUUUAAAUUUACUUUGGAAAACCAUGGAUGCCAUGUCCACCAGACUAAAGAGUAGUGGAACCAUUUAGUUUAUCAUCAGCGCUCAGUUUAAAAGUCUGCAUCUCUGAUGUCUAUAGAUAUUUACCAGUUUUAGAGCUACAGUACAUAUGCUUUCAUCCAGAUGACGUCUUUAUCAAGAAAGGCAAUGCAUAUUUUAACAAAACAAUGCUAAACCACAUACUGCAUCUAUUAAAACAGCAUGGCGUUGAAGUAAAAGAGUCUGGUGGCUGAACUAGCCUUCCUGCCAGUCGCAAUUGGGACAACAUUCCUCUCCCAAAAAUCCAGCAACUGGUCUCCUUAGCUCCCAGACAUAUACAGAUUGUUGUUUAAAGAAGAAAGGAUUGUACAAAGUAAUACAUUUGGCCCAGUUCCAACAUUUGUGAGACAUAUUACAGUGAUCACAUUCCAAAUUACCUUAUAUUUUUUAAUAUAUUUGAUGUGUUUCAUAAAUCACCAUACAUUCAGUACAGCUGAAACAGUCUAACAGUCUAGUUAUAGUUAUAUUUUCUAUUGAGUCGGUAUAUGCCUUCAUAUCAUUGGAUUCUGUUUUCAUUUACAUUUUAAAUAGCAUCACAAUAAAAAAAUAAUUGGGGUUAUACAAUGCAAACUCAUUAAAUUAUUUUUACUUUAAGCACAAACAACAACAGAUUCUUUUGAAUAAAUGUAAAAAGGUAAAAAGAGCAGAACAAGACAUAGCUUCACUAUAGAACUGUCAAGAGUUUCAGGCCAUGUUUGGAAAUGUGUAUAUUUCGUGGGUCAAUUGUCACACCUGGUGCAUUCAUUCAACCCUAAAGAGUCAUAACUCAUAAAACUUAAAAUUUAUUAUAAGAAAAAAUAUUAAAGAGGAUAUUUAGUUCCUUUAAAUAUAUGAAGUUCAACUAAAAUAAUCCUCAAAAAUGAUUUGAAAAGACUAAACUUCAAAUGGAAGUUUGGUUCAGUCUUGAAUUACUUGGAAGUUUUAGCUCAGUUGUUAAGAUGUUGGCCUUAGAAGGUUAUGAGUUUAAAAGCCAAGUGCCACCAGGCUGCUACUGCUGGGCCUCUAAACAAAAACCUUAAAUAGAAGUGAGAUCAUUUUGUGCCGCUCUAGAUUAGGGCAUCUUCCAAAAUAUUCCAUAAAUCUUAAAAACUUUUGUACUGCAACCAUAAGAUGGCCUUAUGACAUCCACACAUACAAUAUACACAGUUAUUAGUUACAACUUAAGUAUUUGAAGGCAAACAUAGACAUUCAUACUGCAUGGUUAAUGUCCUUUCAUCUCAUUUUGAGACAAACCCUAUAGCCAAAUCUAGACAUGAAUAUUAUAAAUCACUUUAUGAAGAAGUUAAAAUAUUAGUAAUCAGUUAUUUCGGUUGCGGGUCACCUGAUUAGACAAUCUUUGUGUUUGCUUUUCUAUUCAUGAGAUGAUUUGACUGCUUGACAUUUUAAAAUGUAUUUGCAUUUAAAUAAAGUAUUAUUCUGUGCAGAAUGAGAGAGAACUGCAUCACGAACAGUGA
Messenger RNA from Silurus meridionalis, 3003 nucleotides. Its product is annotated as integrin alpha-E-like. The transcript is spliced from 10 exons. Lineage: Eukaryota; Metazoa; Chordata; Actinopteri; Siluriformes; Siluridae. The record is from RefSeq and is a predicted model, not a curated record. The coding region runs from base 35 to 973 and encodes 312 amino acids.